Molecule: messenger RNA, 1790 nt
Organism: Trichoderma asperellum CBS 433.97
Lineage: Eukaryota; Fungi; Ascomycota; Sordariomycetes; Hypocreales; Hypocreaceae
Molecular function (GO): nucleotide binding
Source: RefSeq, a predicted model, not a curated record
CCAUCAAUUUAUGGUAUCGGCUUGGAUGCUCUUAAGGUUGGAGCGUUCGUCAUUCUUCAGUGUGGGCUUCGUAGACGUUUUGUUGAGGCUGAACCUAAACACACCCUUGGUUUGAAGCCUGCUGGUUUGAAGCCUGUGCUUAGUCUAAGAUUGUUGCUCUCGAGUCUUAUUUAACACCCCCCUAUAUUCGACUGUCUGGAUCAAAGAGGGAGAGCGUCCUUGGCCUUGUCGCGCAGAGACUUGUGAAAAUACGGGAUUCGGGGUUCCAGCCAUUAAGUCCGCCUCUCCUGUGCGGACUUUAUACCCUCGCGCCCAGCACUCCAAUCCGCCUAGAACUUUCACUUUGUUUCACCAAACCUGUCAUAUUUUUGAUACGUGAAACUCCAACUCCAAGAUGUCGUCCAUGGUUGAGCGCAUAAUUAAUGUUUAUAAUUGGUGGAAUGGCGUCAAUAAAAUCAAAGCAAGCCUGAAAGAAAAGAACCCAGACGCAAUCAAGUUCGGCGUCAUAUCAGCCGCGGCAAUUAAUUUCACCUCUUUUUUCGACCCGGUCCAGACCCACCAAGGCGUCGAGAUUGUAGCUAUUGCGGCAAGAUCGAGAGCAAAAGCAGAAGCACAAGUGGCGAAAUACAAGCUCACUGCAGCCAAAAUAUACGAUUCGUAUGAAGACAUCCUCCAAGAUCCCAAUGUCGAGGCCGUCUACAUUCCUCUUCCCAAUGGCCUUCAUCAUCAAUGGGCCAUUAAAGCAUUGAAGGCCGGCAAGCACGUCUUGAUCGAGAAGCCUAUUGGGUCCAAUGCUGCCGAAGCCAAAGAGAUUCAGGAUUGCGCCAAAGAAAAUGGCAAACUUGCUCUUGAAGCUUACCACUGGCGACUUCAUCCUGCCGCUCAUCGUGUCAAGGAGAUUAUUGAAAGCGGCAAAUAUGGCCACGUCACGGCUACGUCUUCGAAAAUGGUCGUUCCUCCCGGAGCGUUAGGCGCUGACGAUAUCCGCUUCAACUAUGCCCUGGGAGGCGGGGCUUCCAUGGAUCUUUGCUACGUCGUUUCGGCGUCUUUGUACUGGGCAUCCGCUCCCAAUGAUGUGAAAGGAGCCACCUUUGAGGUCUUGGAAGCGAAGCCUCAGGUCAAUAAGCUCGAUAAACGAAUUGACGAAGGCAUGGACGCAAGUUUUGUUAUCCGUAAUGCGGAUAGUACAAGACCACCAGUCAUGUGCACCACCAGUUGUAAACUGGUGCUGCCAAAGUUCUUGGGUUUUAUUCCACAGCUAUGGGACCUGACGCCGACAACGGUGGUGGAGCUAGAGCAAGCCAAAAUCGAGUUUACGGCUUAUGUUGGCCCGUAUAUUGGGCACAAGAUCAUCAUCACCGAGAAGAGCGGCAAGAAGACCACUGAAACUCUCUACAAAGAUGGACCCCUAUGGGGCAAGCGGGGAGAAUCUUGGUGGACAACGUAUAGAUAUCAACUUGAGGCGUUUGCGGAUCGUGUCAGGGCGGCUAAAAACCAGGAACCGUAUAAUGGACCUUGGGUUGAUAUGGAUGAAAGCGUGAAGCUUAUGGAGAUUAUCGAUGGUAUCUACAAGAAGGCAGGAAUGCCAGUGCGCGGAACAGAGUAGUGGGCUAUCGGGAGUACUCGUUGGCUGGCUGAGUCUUGUUUGCGUUCAAUGAUAACCCCACUCAGCGUUAUAUUGCUGUGCGAUAAGGAAAAGUGUAUUUCGAUAUAACUAUUUGUAUCUCCAAUUAUUGUUUAGUAUAUAUUUUAUGCCUGUAAUAGCAAAACACUCAUAUUUAUUUUGGUCU